Messenger RNA from Phaeodactylum tricornutum CCAP 1055/1, 636 nucleotides. RefSeq lists its product with no specific name. NCBI's taxonomy places the organism in Eukaryota, Bacillariophyta, Bacillariophyceae, Surirellales, Neidiaceae. Gene Ontology annotation, biological process: positive regulation of transcription by RNA polymerase II; chromatin remodeling. Gene Ontology annotation, molecular function: protein binding; histone H3 acetyltransferase activity. The coding region runs from base 1 to 636 and encodes 211 amino acids. The record is from RefSeq and is a predicted model, not a curated record. The transcript is spliced from 3 exons. Gene Ontology annotation, cellular component: histone acetyltransferase complex.
AUGGCAGAAACUGCACGAUCUAGUGCAGUCGUUUCAUCAGCGCCCAGAAGCUGCACCAUUCAGGUCGCCAGAUUAUCCUUGGCACCAAGUUGCAAUGAUCUCAUUUUUAUUGCCAAACUAGGCGACGGAAAUUAUAGAGAAGUCAUCAAGGAACCGAUGGACCUCGAGACUGUGUUGACUCGUCUUCGUUCGAAUACAUACAAAACUUUUUAUGAUACUUUUAUUGAUGUCCGAAAAAUAUGGCUGAAUUGUAUUUUGUAUGACGAAAAGAACGCGUCAAACUAUUUCCGAUUUGCUCUGCUUUUGAAUAAGCACUGGGACAAAGCUUAUUUUGAUCUCGUACGAAAAUGCCGUCAAGAUCCCGUAGAUUUUAGCAAAUUCGAUCGUCAUUCAUGGAUUCUGGAACAGCGGGCAUUCUCACACAUUUUAAAUACGCUUUCCGACCUUCAGCUUAUGGAUGUCGUAGCAAAGAUCGAGUCGCUUUAUCCCGAUUCAAUUACAAGAGGCGGGGCUCGUUUUAGUUUGGACGUUGAUAAGUUGCCGCCUACAUUUCUUGAGGACAUGAUUUUGUUUUCAAAGUCAUUGCACGGUGAAAAUAAGUCCAAGAGGAAAAGCAAGGCACCUGAGAGCAUCUAA